Xyrauchen texanus (razorback sucker) is the source of this 3400-nucleotide messenger RNA. It is a transcript of the gene dennd3a, whose product is annotated as DENN/MADD domain containing 3a. The annotation marks the transcript as partial. Gene Ontology annotation, molecular function: protein binding. Gene Ontology annotation, biological process: regulation of Rab protein signal transduction. The record is from RefSeq and is a predicted model, not a curated record. The transcript is spliced from 15 exons. Lineage: Eukaryota; Metazoa; Chordata; Actinopteri; Cypriniformes; Catostomidae. Gene Ontology annotation, cellular component: cytoplasmic vesicle.
ACGCUCUUAAUUGUUCUUGUAUUCUGCAGUGACGUGCGUGACUUCCUGAAUUAUGAACAUCGUGUCUUUAACAGUGAGGAAUUCCUCCGAUCGAGAGAGACGAACGAUCACGCCUUUUACAAGAAGGUUUUGGACACUCAUAUAUUCCACACGUUUCUACGGGAUCGUCUGAAUAGAAAGAAAGACGCCUUCACUCAAAUGGAGCUGAACACCUGCUCAGAGACUCGCAGGUUGCGGGCCAUGAAGGAGUCUUCACGCAGGCCCACCAUUGACGAGAUGAGCCACAAGUACUCCCGAGCAGAGACCGGUCUGAAUAAGAGACUGGGGAUGAGCAUGCCUAACCUGGCUGACGGCAGAUUACUAACCGUACCUGUCCGACACACGUCGAUGAAGACGAUGCUUUCACAGUGCGGUUUCUGGAGUCCCUCAAGGCUAAUCAAAACCUUUAAACUCCCAGACUUCCCUCCUCCACUGGCCUACCACUACGUUCAGAAUUACUACACUGAGCUCAUUAACCAGCUGAGCAAAGCCAUCUCUGUGGUAAACCCAGACGACUCUGCCCUCCUGGCGCGUUACUAUUACCUACGAGGACUGGUGAACUCCGUUGCCGGGAGACACGUGGAUGCCCUCGGAGACUUCCAGAGCUUGUAUAAGACAGACAUGGACAUAUUUCCCGCCAAGCUGGUCAAUACUCUAGUUGAGUCUCUGCCAGCGGAGGAAAGAAAGUUGGCUGAGCGAAGGACCGAAUUAAAACGCUUGAUGAGCCACGUGAAAAGAGACAAUGAACGGGAACGGGCGCUACCGUUGGAUGGCGGUACAGUGAAGAGAUUCGAGCUGCCCAAGAAACACUUGCACAUGGAUGACUUUGUGCGGCGGGUUCAGGAGUCGGGCAUCGUCAAGGACCUGGGCACCAUCCAGAGACUGUUUGAAGCACUUACAGUGGGUACGGAGGACUUGUCCCAAUCUGUUUUUUACCUUGAGGUGGAUGGUCAACAGAAGCAGGUAGAUCCAGACACUUUCCGAUUCUUCUACCACUUCUGGAAGGAGACGGAAGCUGCGGCUCAGGACGUGGACUUACCAGCCAUCGUGCUGGAACACAUGGAGACCAACGAGUGUGUCUACAAACUCUCAUCAUCGGUGAAGACCAGCCACGGCGUGGGAAAGAUCGCCAUGACCCAGCGCAGACUCUUCCUGCUGACAGAGGGGCGGCUGGGAUACAUUGAGAUCACAAAGUUCAGAGAUAUUGAGGAAGUGAAGAUUUCUUCUGCUCCUUUCCUCCUCCUGAGGAUCCCAUCGCUGAAGAUCAAGACGUCCUUCAGGAAAGAGUCGUUUGAGGUCAAUCUGAAGUCUGAGUGUGACCUCUGGCAUCUGAUGAUCAAAGAGAUGUGGGCGGGGAGGAAGAUGGCCGACGAUCAUAAGGACCCUCAGUUCAUGGAGCAGGCCUUGACCAACGCCCUGCUGAUGGACGCUGUGGUCGGCUGUUUGCAGACUCAGAAAGCCGUUUACGCUGCUACAAAACUCGCCUACUUUGACAAGAUGAAAUCUGAGGUACCCAUGAUGGUUCCUAAAACUACAUCUGAGACCCUGAAGCACAAGAUCAACCCCUCUCUGGAUCUGACAUCACCUCAAGCUGUGGACGUUCUGCUCUACACGCCUGGUCAUCUGGGUGUGUCGGACUUGAGCAGCGGUGGAAACCCAAAGCUCUGGUGUGCUAUAAGUGAUGGGAAGGUUCUGGUGUUUGACGCAACCAGCUGGUCCAUGCAGCAGAACUCGGUGCAAGUGGGAACCUCUCGCCUGAACUGCAUGUUGGCAGUGAAUCAGCAGCAGCUGUGGAUCGGAUCUCAGGAUUCAUUUAUUUACAUCAUAAAUCAGCACAGCAUGUCCUGCAACAAACAACUGACGGAGCAUCGCUUUGAGGUCACGGGACUCGCGCUGGAGGAGAGAACCGAAAAAUACAGUCAGAUGGUGGCGUACUCGUGCAGUGUGGAGGGUACGGUGAUCGUGUGGGACGUGUCCUCGCUGCAGGUCAAACGGCAAUUCCGAAUAUCAUGUGACCGGCUGCAGUCCAUUGAGAUUCAUAACGGCAUGCUGUGGUGCGGUGCCCGCGAUUGUCUGAUUGAAGUGCGCAGAAACGGUACGGUACAUCGGAAGGUGUCGCUUCCAGAUCACCUGCUGAGUUCGCCGGGGGGGUUUAGCAGUUUCCUGCUUUUUAAUGAGUCGGAGCAGCUGUGGGCCGGUUUCGCAGACGCAGGCGAGCUGUGUAUGUGGCACUGCAGGGAUCUGACCAGACCCAUAAUCCGAAUCCAGUUGAAAGACUGCACCGGGGUCGUCUGCAUGAUCAAAGUCAAGAAGCAGAUCUGGGUCGGUUGCCGCGGACACAGCAGCGCAGGAAAAGCUCGCGGGAAGAUCUACGUCCUGAACAUGGACCGGUGCACGGUAGAGAAGGAGCUGGUGGCACACACGGACAGCGUUCAGACGCUGUGUUCGGCCGAAGAUCGUUACGUGCUCAGCGGAGCCGCGCAGGACGACGGCAAAAUCGGCAUCUGGAAAGUGGAGUAGGAACCAGCAGGAGCACGAAAUAAUCUCAAUAGCAUCUCCCGCUGCUAACCAGUGGGCCGGUGUGGAUUAGUAAAAUGUUAUGAGGCAUUUCGGACUUGAUCUGCUCUUAAUAUCAGAACUGUGGAUAUGUUUGGCCAUCUCUCCAUUAUAAAGGGACUUGAAGAUUUGCUCUUAUGGGCAUAUGAAAAGUACUUUCACUACAUAACUCUUACUAAAAGUCAACAUUGAAGGGAAAGACACGAUUUAACACUAGUACAUUUAUUAUGAAUCCGCAGUGUUAUUUAAGCACUCUGUCAUUAUAAAGACUUCCUGUGGAGCUGAAAUACUAGCGACCAUUUAAAUGUUGUUAAGUGUUUUAAAUAUGAAUGUUCUUUUUUCCUUGGGGGUCAUUAUGAUGUCAUAAAUGUGAUUUGUCACUCAGCUUCACCCUCUAUAAACAAAGGGCCACAUGAUGCCAUUUUACAAAUGUGAAAUUGCACUUUACAGUUUUCUUAUGUAGUGAAUACUUUAGGCUAUACAGGUAGUUUAUUUGUUUUUUGUUUUUUUACCAACUUUGUACAUGCAUAUGAAAUGUAAAGAGCUUUUAUAAAUGCAUUAUCAUCCAUCGUCCUGUCCCUAUUUAAUAUAUAAUAUUCCAAAAUCAUUUUAAUUGACAUUGUUUUUGUUUUGAAGCUUUUAACGAGUUCAGAAAUGCCAUUUUUAGACAGUGAGACAGAGUGUGUGUGUGUGUGUGUGUGUGUGUGUGAGGGAGAGUGUGUGUGUGAGAGAGAGAGAGAGUGUGUGUGUGAGAGAGGGAGAGAGUGUGUGUGUGAGAGAGGGAGAGUGUGUGUGUGUGAGAGAG